CACACACACACACACACACACACACACACACACACACACACACACACACACACACACACACACACACACACACACACACACACAUAAAACCCUGGAGUUCCUCCAAAGGCCUCACACCUCCUGCAUCAGACUCAGUGGCUACAGUUGUUGAGAGGUAAUAUCUGACGAAGGAUGCUGGUGUUAAAGUGGAUCAGCAUCACCCUGCUGCUGCUUCACCUGUCUGGCUCAGCCAUCACAUCCCCUCUUUCCAUGCACACGCCCGCCCCUCCUCUGCCCUCACACAUUUGGCCUCCCUUCCCCACCAUCCUCCCUUCUGGACCAUCUCUCUCUCUCAGCCUCCCUGAUUCUGCUGGAGGAGCCCGCUGUCCUCUCACCAUGUCUCCUCCCACCCUGGUGGUCAGGUUUGGAGAUCCAGUCAGAGCUAACUGCUCAUUGUCUAGGACAGGCUUCUCUCUGCUGGGAUGGGAGGUGUCAUCACUGGUGGCUCCUGAACCCACCAUGGAGCACUUUCUGGUUUGGAGUGUGGACAACAUGACCGAGUGGAGCGUCUCACCCGUGUGCUAUGCUGUGUCCAACCUGGAAGGAUCCUGUCACCUUCGACUGCCUGUUGUCGUGUACAAGCUUCCAGACAGCGUGUCCAUCGGCUUCGUCAAUCACUCCGGCCCGCUGUUGGAGCACCGCCAGUACACCCUGCAGUGCACGGUCCAUGACGUGGCCCCCGCCAGGAACCUAGUCGUGACCUUCUACAGAGGCCGAACUAAACUGGGGCGACUACAUUCCGACGUGACGGAGGAGACGCCCGUGACCGAGGUCUUCAGGCUGGACGUCCGCCCCGGGAGAGAAGACGCGGAGGCGCCCUACUGGUGUGAGGCUGAGGUACAACUGCGGCCAGAAGGCUCGCCGCAGAGACCCCUGGUGGUCACGUCGCAAAAACUCCCUGCCGACGUCCUCUUCGGCCCGCAGCUCCUCUGUCCUGCAAAGCUGCGGGUGAGGAUGGGAGAAAGCCUCCGCUGCGAGGUCAAAGGAAACCCCCAACCGUCGGUCAUCUGGCUGAAAGAUGGCCGCCGGGUGGUGCCUCCCCUUCACUCCAGGCGGGAGCACGCCGGGAAGUACACGGUCUUGGCCAGCGGGCCUGUUGGGCAGAGGAACGUGACGGUAGACGUGGAGGUGAUCACAAACCAAGGCACGGCACGGAGCAGUAAAAACCACUUCCUGUUGGCGGCCAUGCUGCUGACCCUCAACAGGCUGUAAAACCUUCCCAAGGAUCAAGUCUCAAGUCUCACUGCUGUUAGGACAUUUGCUGUCAUUAAUGAGGGCUUUCUCCCGAGAGCUGCUGUGCAGGUACUUUUACAAACCCCCAACAGAAAGGGGGAUUCAUUUGGCCACAUUCGUCGCGGUUUGCCUGACACAUGAAAUGUGACAAAUUUGGGGUGUGCACUAUCCACUUUAGCCGCCAGUCGGCAGUAGAGUGUUGAAUAUCUCAAAAUGUGUUUUGUGGCAAUUCCAUCUUUGACCACAGCCUCAGUUGAUGUGUAGAGUGGCGCUUUCCAUCAUUUCCAGCAGACUGCAUUACAACAUGAUAAACACCCCUGUUCCUUUCACGGGAAGUGGGCCAUAUGAAUUCCUUCCUUACUGUCCACUAGUCCAGUACUAAUAGGCAUACUUGCCAACCCUCCCGAUUUUCCCGGGAGACUCCCGAAUUUCAGUGCCCCUCCCGAAAAUCUCCCGGGGAAACCAUUCUCCCGAUUUCCACCCAGACAACAAUAUUGGGGACAUGCCUUAAAGGCAAUGCCUUUAGCGUCCUCUCUCACCUGAAAAGGUGACUAUUGUCUGUUAUCUAUAACCCAUAAAGUAGGCAGGCACGGAGCUAUUUCUCAGCGUGUGUUUAGUCCAGCCAGCACUGACACACAACAUCCGGAUUCCCAUCAUGCAUUGCUUCAAAACUACGGCAAGUAGUAAUGUCCAAAAACAUAACAGAGAUGAAGCAGGAGAACGAAGAAGAGACAUGGCGACGACGAGUAAGAAGAAGUACGCUUGCAAGUUCCAAACAAAUGGAACAAAUAAUUCAAAUUCAUCCAGGACAGCUCAAAGGGGAAGGGGUAUGCUGCCUGCACAUUUUGUAGAUCAGACUUCUCCGUUGAACACGGUGGCCGAACGGAUAUACUCAUUCAUUAACUGAUUACAUACAUACAUACAUACAAAUAAAUAAAGAAAUACUUGAAAAUAUACAGGCCCUCCAGCGAGUGGUUAAAUUACAAGGACGAUACUCCCAGAGAUGAGUGCCAUGUACACAACUCGCUGCCUAAAAGAGAGUACACAACAUCCUGAAGGACAGAUACCACCCAGCACAUGGCCUCUUCAACCUGCUACCCUCUGGAAGGAGGUAUAGAUCGAUUCACGCCAGGACCACCAGAAUGUCUCACAGUCUGUAUCCCCAGGCUGUGAGACUGCUAAAUGAACAGCCUGCCCGUUUGCUGCCCCGGACCAUCUUAUUACCUCACUCUUCACCACCUCAAUAAUUGUGCUCUGGACAUUGCAUUGCUGCAACAUCAACGUAACACCCAUCAGACAUCUGACUGUUCCCACCCCCACGACCCUCUAUUCGCCAUCUUUUUGACAAUGCUAAACUGCAGACUAUGGUCAACCUGCACUUCAAUGCAGUUUCUAUGCCGCUAGACAAAGCUCAAACAAAAUCUCGUUGACAUGUAUGACUUAAGUGUUAUUAUGACAAUGACAAUAAAGGAAUUGAUUGAUUGAUACACCUCCCAAAUUCAGAGGUCUCAAGGUUGGCAAGUAUGCUAAUAGGUCAGGAUUUAUUCAUUACUGGGUUUGCACUCAAACUGGAAUAAACACUUUUGCCUGCUCUUGGAAAAGCUUUUGAGUUUGGAGUCUGGGUUCUGACAUGACCUCUGAACUAUCUCACAACUGAUAGUCAAACUCAAUAAAGUCAGUCCUUUGAUCUCA
Messenger RNA from Nerophis lumbriciformis (worm pipefish), 2964 nucleotides. Its product is annotated as intercellular adhesion molecule 3-like. Gene Ontology annotation, cellular component: plasma membrane. The record is from RefSeq and is a predicted model, not a curated record. Gene Ontology annotation, biological process: cell adhesion. Gene Ontology annotation, molecular function: integrin binding. NCBI's taxonomy places the organism in Eukaryota, Metazoa, Chordata, Actinopteri, Syngnathiformes, Syngnathidae.